Molecule: messenger RNA, 3597 nt
Organism: Coturnix japonica (Japanese quail)
Lineage: Eukaryota; Metazoa; Chordata; Aves; Galliformes; Phasianidae
Gene: FUT7
Product: fucosyltransferase 7
Cellular component (GO): membrane
Molecular function (GO): alpha-(1->3)-fucosyltransferase activity
Source: RefSeq, a predicted model, not a curated record
GGCAGAGCUGCGCAGUGACGCGCCUCGCGGCCGCGCUGCGGGAUGCGCCGCCCCGGUACCGGCGUCCGCCCCGGAGGCGAUGAGAGGCGUGCGGGCACCAGCGGCCUCUGCUCCUCUCUCCGUCGGGGAGCACAGUUACAGCACGGUUGUGUUGGAGGGACCUUAAAGCCCCCAACCCCACCCCUGCCGGGGGCUGCCUGCCUCCCAGCUCAGGCUGCCCAGGGCUCAUCCGCGGCCUUGGGCGCCUCCAUCGGUGGGCACGCGCAGCUCUGGGCAGCGGUGGCGGUGGAUCGUGGCACCGCAGACCCUGCUGAGCCCGUAGCAGUCACGGCACGCAUCCUCACCCCGAGCAGUGCCCGGGACAGCGCUCUUCCUCGGUAUAGCCCGGGAACCCGGUUAUUGGCAGAUUUACGUGGACCCGUCUCCUCCCGGUGGUUGCUUUUGUCUCACGGCAGCGACCCUCUUCUUUCCUCAGCCUCACUGCUCCCCCUCCAUUCCCCUGCUCCCCUUCCCCUCUUGCCUUAUGUCCCCCCAUCCCGAUCCCACGCUGCUGCCAGGGCCAAGGGCAGCGCAGUGAGUGCAUCGCCUGCCCGCCUCCGAGUUGUGUUGCUAAGGGCAACGGUGUUGCAGGCUUUGCUCCGGAGCAGCUGCACCACAAAAGCUUCCCUUGUCCUGCCACAAAGUGCCAUUAUUCCAAAAACUUCUGGGCAAAACCUUUCUGGCAUCUUUGCCAGGCAAGUGCCACCUCCCGUCGGGGCUCAGGUCGGGGCAGCCUCGGGCAGGCAGUGCCAAGUAUCUGGGCUGGCAGUUAGGGAGGAGAAGAAACACAGAAAGGAGGGUUGACAAAGGUAGCAGGAAACAGGGUACGUGUCUGAGAGAGAAAAACACCCAACCCCAGUGCUGCAGUUGGCAACAGAGGUCUCUGAGGGCAGCACUGAAACCACAGAGCCCCGAAACGCCCCAGCACAGCACUGUGCCCAGCCUGGUGCCAGCUGCUGCCUGCAGUGCCCUCUGGUGCUCCACCAACACUGUGGGUCUGGAAGGCAGCGCCACCAGCCCAGGGCUGGAAAGGAACAAAGGUACGAUGGGGGCAUCCCAUUUUGGCCACAGGUGCCAUGCCUGGCAGCAGAGAGGAGCUGCUGGUGCCACUUUAGCUGACAGUUUCAAAAUGAGUCACUGUGAGCCAAAAUCAGGCUGGCAUCCUGUUUUCAACCCAACUGCAGGGUGGCACACUGGGUUGGCUGAGGGCAGGGCCGCACCCAAUCUCAGCACAGGCACAGACCCAGCGUUCACACCUGGGCUUCUUCUCAGCACUCACCAGGGGGGCAUCAGCCCCGGCCUAACCAGGGUCUGGGUGGUCCUGCUUGCAGUGCCAGGCUGAGAUGCUGCGGUCAUUUGUGCCCUGCUCAGCUCUGCAGUGGGCUGAAGCAAACACAGAGGCAGCAGCAGGUUUCAGUCCAAGCUGAAGGAGCAUCUCACUGUUUUGUCAGACCAGGCUGUGUGUGUCUCCCUGCUGUUGCCUCCUCAGUGUCACCUUAUGCCCCCUCCCUGUCCCCUGGUGCCCCGCUGCUGUGGGGUGGGGGUAGAGGGCGUGCAAGGGGUGGGAGAGCUAGAGACCACAGGCUGUAGGCAUGGAGCUCAACCCUGUCUGCUUGAAGGCACCCCUGGUGCAGGGACAUGGGGACACUGUACAAACCCCAGAUCAGGGACAGGUACAAGGGAAAGCUGAAGCUAAUCCGGGGCUGACUAGCAGCAGGGAUAGGAAAGGUGCUCAACAGAAGUAUUCUUUGUUCUUAGCUUCAAGGCUGACUCAUCAGAAACCACUUCGGAGAAUUGAAACCCUAUGAAGGGUCAAAUGCCUCUUCUGCAAAGAGCCCCUGGAGCCACAGCCGUGCCAAGGAGCCCAGGGGAAGCGGGAGGGCAUGAGGCAGGACACCUGGGCACAGGGAGCUGUGAGCAUCAACCAGGCUGCCAGCACAGCGCCUGGGGCAGAAGGAUCCCGUCUGGCACAGGCACACAUCUGGCCACGGGCAUUCACUCAUCCAAGGUUGAUAUUGCCACCCGUUCUGCAUAGGGGAAGUGAUCAGAGUUCUGACACCAGGAAGGAUCUGCUGAGAGGCAGUUGCACAGCAAAACCACAGAAAAGAGGAAGCCCUCGAGUACUUCAGGCCAGAGCCAGCAGCUGCCCGCAGCACCCACACUGCUGUCACCCUCUACGCUGUGCCACGGUCCCUUCCAUGGGAGCUGCCAGCAGACCCCAGGCACCAUGUCCUGGGAGCUGCUGCUGCUGCUGCGGUGGAUGUGGGGCCGGCCCAGUGUGAAAGCAGCAGUUACUGCAGGGCUGUUGGUCACUGCACUAUGGCACCUGAAGUGCUUCAUCCACUCAUCCAGCAGCUCUGAUGAAGCCUUCAAGCACAUGAAGGCACUGACAGUCCUGGUGUGGGAGUGGCCCUCAAAGCAGGUCCCAGACUUCAGCAGGGAUGUCUGUCUUGAGCAGUACGGCAUUGCAGGCUGCAGGCUCAGCACAGAGCGGCGGCUCCUGAGCCAGGCUGACGUGGUGGUUUUCCUUCACACCACCCUCCCGUGGGGCCGGGACAAGCUGCCCCGAGACAGACCGCAUGGGCAGAGCUGGGUCUGGGUGUCCCUGGAGUCCCCCACCAACACAAGAGCAUUAGCAGGAUGGAACCAUACCUUCAACUGGGUGAUGACCUACAGACGGGACUCGGACAUCUUCAUGCCCUAUGGCAAGCUGGUGCCCAACCAGUCAGCCACUGUGAGCAUCCCCACAAAGACUAACUUGGUGUCCUGGGUCAUUAGCAACUAUCACAGGACUCAGAAAAGAGCUGAAGUGUAUAAGAACCUGUCCAGGUAUCUCCACGUGAACAUCUAUGGGAAAGCAGCCAAGAAGCCGCUUUGCAAGGACUGCCUUUUGCCCACAACAUCCAAAUCCAAGUUCUACCUGGCCUUUGAAAACUCCAUCCACCAGGACUACAUCACUGAGAAGCUCUGGAGGAACUCUCUGCUGGCCGGCACUGUGCCGGUGGUGCUGGGCCCCCCCCGGGCCAACUAUGAGCAGUUCAUCCCUGCAGACUCAUUCAUCCAUGUCGAUGACUUCAGUUCCCUGGCAGACUUGGCCACCUUCCUAAAGACCAUGAACUCCAGCCGCUACCGGCAGUUCUUUGCGUGGCAGAAGGGGUACAGCGUGAAGCUCUACACAGACUGGAGGGAGCGCAUCUGCACCAUCUGUGCCACAUACCCCCACCUGCCCCAGGGCCGCCUCUAUCCCGACCUGCAGGGCUGGUUCAACACCUAGCACAGGGCUGGUUCAACAUCUAGCACAGGGCUGGUUCAACAUCUAGCACAGGGCUGGCGCUGGGUGCAUCUGGAUGGCAGAGAGCAGUCCUAGAGUACAGGAUGCCAGGCAGGGAGGAUGUGGGACCUCUCAUCCUGGCCCUGCCAUUGCCACACUGUGACCUUGAGCAACAUCGCAUGACUGAACUUCCUGCACACCACAACCACCCCCAUACUGACCCACCUCGCCGCGGUGCUGCUGCAACCACAGGCUGCUUUGGAAAUAAACAGCACAGAUUUCCUGAG